Molecule: messenger RNA, 2565 nt
Organism: Ambispora gerdemannii
Lineage: Eukaryota; Fungi; Glomeromycota; Glomeromycetes; Archaeosporales; Ambisporaceae
Source: the annotation of a GenBank genome assembly
AUGCCGGAAUACAAUAUCAAAGGACUCAAAGUGUUGUUUCCUUACGACGCCUAUAGUUGUCAACGAACUCUAAUGGAAAAACUUAUUACCAGUUUACAGUCAAAUACAAAUGCGCUGCUUGAAAGUCCAACUGGGACUGGGAAGACGUUAUGUCUACUAUGUGCCACUCUUGCUUGGCGAGAAGCCUAUAUGGCACGUCGACAGUUUGAGUAUCACGCAAGAGAAAAUAAAGAAAGCGAUAAAUUUAAUAAAGAAUUGCUGAGCAAUUUGAAUGCUGCAGUUUCUACUUUGCCAAAUUCAGAAAAUUAUUCGCGGCCACCACCAAUAAUAUAUUAUGCUUCCCGAACACAUUCUCAAUUAUCUCAAGCUAUUAACGAUCCAAGAAUAUGUGUACUUGGAUCACGAGAACAAUUAUGCAUCCAUCCUACAGUAAAUAAAAUUAAAUCUAAUGCCGCACGAACUGCUGUGUGUCGUGACAAGAUUAAGAAAAAACGGUGUCAAUACAUACAAGGAGUUGAUACUGCCAAAAUUCUACCAGAUUUUGAUGGUGAAGUUUUGGACAUUGAAGAUCUUAUUAAAUUUGGCAAAAAGAACGUAGCAUGUCCUUAUUUUCUUUCCCGAGAAAAUCAAAAUAAUGCCGACAUCAUUUUCCUUCCAUACAAUUAUCUAAUCGAUGCCAGUUCACGUAAAGCUCAGAAUCUUAAUUUGGACAAUGCUAUUUUGAUAUUUGACGAAGCGCAUAAUCUUGAAAGCAGUUGCAGUGAAGCAACCUCAUUUGAGAUCACUUCAGAUGAUUUACAGGCUUGUAUAUCUGAGGCUCGCUACUGUGCUGAAAAGGCUCGGUCACCACUACAUACUAGCGAUAUUACCGAGGAAGAUUAUAUUCUCUUGAGAGGCAUUUAUCUUGUUUGGUAUUUGGAAUUUUUUCUCAAGUUUCUAACAGAAAUCAAUAAUGUGGUUUUUCCCUAUUCGUCCAUUGAAAUCAAUAAACCUGGGGAAUGGAUAUAUGAAUUAUUUGGAAAGGCGAAUUUAGAUUCUGGAACUUUUGACCAUGUGCGCAAUAUCAUGGAGGCUGCAAAUGAAAUUCUUAUGACAGAUGAUUUUGACAAGAAACGCAACAGUCGAGAUGCAACGCAUCAUCUACUGUUUUCUUUAAAAAUCAUGUUCGGUGAUACCUUGGGCAAUGAUAAGACUGAGAGGACGAAUAAUGCAAAAUACUACAGAACUUUUAUUGUUAAUUUAGAAAGAACAUUGAGCUUUUGGUGUUUUAGCCCGGGUCUAGCAAUGAGGGAUUUGACGGGUGGAAAUUGUCGGUCUAUUAUUCUUACUAGUGGAACAUUAGCACCGUUACCUUCCUUUGCAACAGAACUGCAGGUCGAUUUUAAGGUACAAUUCGAAGGACCUCACGUUAUAUCCUCAGAUCAAGCAUUAGUUGGAGUUAUAAAGAAAGGACCAACCGGAAUCGCGUUAAAUUCAAGCUAUAAUUCACGAAACAAUGCAAAUUAUCAACAAGAAUUAGGAAGGACAAUAGUCAAUUUUAGUCGGUUUAUUCCUGAUGGUCUGAUUGUUUUCUUUCCUUCUUAUGGGGUAAUGAACGAUUGUAUUAAAAAUUGGCAGCGUCCGACACCAGGAAAUAAUCCACGUCUUUGGGAUAUUCUAACACAAAAUAAGGAACCGGUCAUCGAAUCAAAAAAUAAACAAGAGUUUAUCGAUACAAUGGCACGUUUUGACAAGAAAAUUUUGGAACGAGGACGAGGGUCUAUUUUCUUUGCCGUCUGUCGUGGUAAAGUAUCAGAAGGCAUUGACUUUACGGACGCCAAAGGCAGAGCGGUUAUCAUCACUGGCAUUCCAUAUCCACCAUUUCGUGAUCCAAAAGUUACCCUAAAGCGCGAAUAUUUAGACGGCGCGCGUAAACAGAGUCUUAAUAAAUCAAUGUGCAUUUCUGGAGACGACUGGUACAAACAACAAGCUACUCGAGCUGUCAAUCAAGCUUUGGGAAGAGUGAUACGCCAUCAUAAAGAUUUUGGGGCUAUACUUUUGUGUGAUGAAAGAUUUGCCGCUCCCCCUACUAUUGCUCAAUUACCAGUAUGGAUUCGACCCCUUGUCAAGGUUUAUGAUAACUUUGGACAGAUUCAUGGACAGAUUCAUAAUUUCUUUCAAGAAAUGAAUCUUAAGAUGAAUGAAGUAGAUGUCAAGAAAACUGCCGAGCGAAAUUCUUCAUCCACUACAUCUAUCUAUCUGGAUCGAUUAUCGGUUCACACCAGUAAAAAUUCAAUAAAUGAGCAACAACCAUUAGCCCAUAAAAAACUAAAACAUCAAAGGAUCGAGUAUGAAUCAGAAAUCACCACUACGUCUACUAGCAGCCUAAAAUCCUCAUCACAAACAAAUUCCAGAAAAAAGUCAAAAUUAGAUGAAAACGAAUCUUGGACGACGACAACUGUCAAAAGUGAAAAAAGUAGUGCUGAUACUAUUAGUAGCACAACAGCAAGUUUGCGCACCGCCAAAAUCACAAGCAAGAAAGUGGUUAAGCGCAAUGCACUUGGCAUGCUCAUUGAAAAGAAAUAA